Podarcis lilfordi (Lilford's wall lizard) is the source of this 2522-nucleotide messenger RNA. The record is from the annotation of a GenBank genome assembly. Lineage: Eukaryota; Metazoa; Chordata; Lepidosauria; Squamata; Lacertidae.
GGCAGAAGCACCACUGGCCAAUCCACCAGUUACGUGGGCUUUUUGGAGAUCAGUUCUCAUUUCCCCCAGAUCAAGAAGGGCACAGUUGCGCUUUGCCGGCACAUCACCUAAAUGAUUGGGGACACAUGUCUGCGCUGUCUAAUGAAAAAGUGCGGCUACAGCCAACACCCCUAUUUUAAAAAAGGACUUUAUUGAUUCCAGGUGUAGGUUGGAUUUGGCUUGGGCCACAAUUCAAAGAAAGAGAUAGUGGGAAAGCUGGCUACUCCAAGCGGCUGGCACCGGAAUUCCCCAGCUGCCGGCCGCCUAGUCGCAGCCUUCUUUCCUGGGGGUCAGAGCCUGGCACGAUGGGUAAGCUGUGUCUGGGUAAGCUGCCAUUCUCUCUGGCCACCUCCUUGUUAGUGUUUUGUGGGAGGCAGAUUUAGGUGGGUGGAGUUAAAGUGUAUGAAAGUGCUCUGUCAUCCAGCAUUCUCAAUCUUCAUCUGCUCUUUUUUUAAAAUAGAUGACGGUGUGCAGUCUGCAGAUGAUGCUGUGGCUGCAGGGUCUGUUUCUAUUGGCCACGGAGUGGACCAAAGCCAGGGAAAGAAAUGGAUCCCACCACAAUCUGACAAAGAACAACCAGUUUCCGGAAAGAGGUCUGUUUAAACACAUAUACUUAUGCAAAUUUAAACAAUUGGCUUUUUUAUGCAUCAUGAACAUCAUAUCUCCAGUAUGGGCACUGAAUUGUUUUGUAAGAGGUCCCAGAGCUUAAGAAAGGAGCUGAUCAUCCUGAACACCAGGGAUGGGGAACUCCAGCUCCCAUAAGCCCCAAGCAGAAGGACCUGGGAUUAUUUAGGCAGUUAUUUAAUUUAUACCCCACCCUUCAACCUGAAGGAUCCCAGGGUUGUAUGCAACAAUUCAUAAACUGUGCAUGUUGAUACAAAGGUCAUGAAUCCAACAAUAUAAAUAAAGUAUUUUAAAAUAAUAAUAAUAGUAAUAAUAAUGAUGAUGAUGAUGAGAGUUCGUAUUCAACAAUAUCUGAAAAGUCAUAGGAGCUCUCUGAUAGCCUUAGAGUAACUGAAAGAGAACUGAAAUUGACAGAGCCUUCCAUCCCUGCCUCUGAGUGCAUUUUUUCCUCCCAGUUCACAGAGAAUCCAUUGCUGGUCUUCCUUAAGGUUUUCUUUCUUUUUUCUUUGCUUUUGCAGUGUAAUCUGAAAGUGGUGUGGGGAAUUGCUGCUAUUGUAACACAACAGGGAGACAGAAAUAAAUGGUGGGCUACUGCUGUAGCUGCUCUUCUGCACCGAAAUCAUGAUUUGUCAACAUUUGGGUUGUUUCUGUUGGGUUAGAAGGCAUACGUAGAAACAUAUCCAAAUUUUACAAUCUGAAAUAGUACCCAAAGUCAGCUUUGUUGCCUUGAAAUUAGCAUUCCUGACGGCCUUUCCCCCUCAACCAGGGACUGUGAACGAUGACAUUUGCUUAGCCAGCGAACAAUGGAGCAUGCGGAAGGGAAAGGAGGAGCCAAGCAUUCCUCUGAACGACGACCAGGCCUGUGAGGGAAGAACUCAUUGUGACAUCAGGGGAAAGCCUUGAUGGGCUAAUUAGGAUUGUGAUUGUUAUAAAUAUAGUAAGAUUGUUGUAAAUAUAAUAAAAUCUAGAGCCAAUGAAAGGCAGAGCCAAGCAAUUCUAGUUUUGUCCCCAUCCUCUUCCUGGCUGAGUUAUGCAACACUUAGACUAAGGAACGAGCCUGAAGCUGACAGUACUGUAAGUUAGAAGGCAGGCAAGAGGCGGCUAGUUGAGGACAGAGUAAAGUUGGUGGGGCAGUGCCCCAUUUACCCUAAGGGACCAGCUUCCGCUGCAUGCAUGGAGUGCAAUGUAUAUGUCCCCCCCCCCCAGGAUCAUAAAUACAUGCACACACUUCCUUCUUGCAGUGAUGCAGAUUUUUCUACUUUCAAAUGUGCAAGAUGUGCUUGAUUUGAAUUGAGAAACCGAGAGAAAUCAAACUUGCCAGAGUCAUCCCAAUCCUAUGCAGGGCCUUCUCAGUGGUUGCACCCAGACUCUCUCUAGAGAAGUUAGAUUGGCUCCCUUCUUACUGUCCUUCCACAGUCAGGUGAACACCUUUUUGUUCCAAUCUGCUUUGGGCAACUGACUGCUUUUAAUGAAAGGGCUGGUGCCAUGCUGUUUUUACUGUAAUAAUUUGUAUGGGUUUAAAAGAUAUUUGUGUGUGUGUGUGUGUGUGUGUGUGUGUGUGUGUGUGCAAGACCCAGGCCAUGUUUUAAUACAGCAUCUCUCCUUCCCCCACCCAAUUUAGGUGAUGCUACAGGAGGACAGCAAGACUGAAGAUGGAGCCUAUGUGUGUGCCAUCUUUGAAUCCAUUGCUGGCAGGGGCACCACUGGCCAAUCCACCAGUUACGUGGUCUCCUUGGAGAUCAGUUCUCAUUUCCUCCAGAUCAAGAAGGGCACAGUUGCGCUUUGCCGCCGCAUCACCUAAGUUGGGGGACACAUGCCUGCGAUGUCCGAUCAAAAAGCUCAGCUACAGCCAACACCCC